Messenger RNA from Zychaea mexicana, 828 nucleotides. RefSeq names its product HAD-like domain-containing protein. The record is from RefSeq and is a predicted model, not a curated record. The coding region runs from base 1 to 828 and encodes 275 amino acids. NCBI's taxonomy places the organism in Eukaryota, Fungi, Mucoromycota, Mucoromycetes, Mucorales, Lichtheimiaceae. Gene Ontology annotation, molecular function: phosphatase activity. The transcript has 6 exons. Gene Ontology annotation, biological process: dephosphorylation.
AUGUCAGUGAAAGCAUUGCUCAUUGAUUUGAGUGGCACUAUUCAUAUUGAUGCCAAGGCCAUUCCUGGCGCAACGGAGGCUGUACGCAAGCUGCGAGCAAGCAAGAUUCCGUUUCGCUUUGCAACCAAUACGACCAAGACCUCGUCAAGUAAGCUGGUAGACAAGUUGAAUGCCAUGGGAUUCGACGUCAUUGAAAAUGAAGUGUUUACAUCGCUAUCGGCAUGUCGCGACCGCGUCAGUCACUUGAGGUUUGAUUUUGUACCUCUCUUAUUGAUGGAAGAUGCAGCUCUCGAUGAGUUCAAAGGCAUCGAUACAAAAGAUCCAAACUGCGUAGUGGUUGGAUUGGCCCCUUCCAAGUUCCGCUAUGACCAUAUGAAUGAAGCUUUUCGUCUUCUUGUCCAUAACCCCUCCAUGCCGUUGAUCGCCGUGCAUAAAGCCAAAUAUUUUGCAGAUAAAGACGAACAACUAUCGAUGGGACCAGGCGGAUUUGUGGAGGCGUUAGAGUAUGCUACGGGUACCAAGGCAACCGUGGUUGGCAAGCCCACAAAAAGCUUUUUUGAGUUGGCACUGAAACAAAUUUUUGCGUUGUUCAGUGGAAUGCAGGAUAGUCCAGAAAACGUGGCCAUGAUUGGUGAUGAUGUCAAUAAUGACUUGGGUGGCGGUGCCUUGGAACUCGGACUACAUCGUUACCUAGGCAGGCAUCUUAUUAUAAUGCGCACGGGCAAGUAUCGUCCAGGCGACGAGGAUAAAGCUGAUAGCACGAAUCUCGUUGUAUUUGACUCUGUAGUGCAAGCUAUCGAGGAUGUCCUCAAAUCCAUAGAAAAGUAA